This is a messenger RNA of Bactrocera neohumeralis, 572 nucleotides long. It is a transcript of the gene RpL31, whose product is annotated as 60S ribosomal protein L31. The record is from RefSeq and is a predicted model, not a curated record. The transcript has 3 exons. Gene Ontology annotation, cellular component: ribosome; cytosolic large ribosomal subunit. Gene Ontology annotation, molecular function: structural constituent of ribosome. The coding region runs from base 100 to 477 and encodes 125 amino acids. Lineage: Eukaryota; Metazoa; Arthropoda; Insecta; Diptera; Tephritidae. Gene Ontology annotation, biological process: cytoplasmic translation.
UUGGUAUUGACGUUUCUUUCUGACGGCUGUCAUAUUCUUUUACGUCAGGCUUUCAUUUCCGAUAGGAGUUUGUUAGCAAGCAAGAAAUUCCAAUAAAAAAUGGCGAAAACAAAAAAGGUUGAAAAGCGCAACAAAUCUGCCAUCAAUGAGGUAGUAACUCGCGAAUGCACCAUUCACUUGUCGAAACGUGUGCACAAUAUUGGUUUCAAGAAGCGUGCUCCACGCGCCAUUAAGGAAAUCCGCAAAUUCGCCGAGAAGGAAAUGGGCACCAAUGAUGUUAGAAUUGAUACCCGUUUGAACAAGCAUAUCUGGUCCAAGGGUAUUCGUUCCACUCCAGUCCGUGUGCGUGUGCGUCUUGCUCGCAGGAGAAACGACGAUGAGGACUCACCUAACAAACUAUACACAUUGGUGACAUACGUGCCAGUUUCCACAUUCAAGAACUUGCAAACAGAAAAUGUAGAAUCCAGCGAUGAUUAAACAUAAAAUUAAUGAAAUGUUGCAUGUUUGAAUGCAAUUAAUUAAUUACAUCGUCCGGGUUUAGAAGUUUAUUAAAAAUACAUAACGUUAAUAAA